Drosophila willistoni is the source of this 3434-nucleotide messenger RNA. It is a transcript of the gene psidin, whose product is annotated as phagocyte signaling-impaired protein. Gene Ontology annotation, molecular function: protein-N-terminal amino-acid acetyltransferase activity; protein binding. NCBI's taxonomy places the organism in Eukaryota, Metazoa, Arthropoda, Insecta, Diptera, Drosophilidae. The coding region runs from base 343 to 3207 and encodes 954 amino acids. Gene Ontology annotation, cellular component: NatB complex; cytoplasm. The transcript has 7 exons. Gene Ontology annotation, biological process: N-terminal peptidyl-methionine acetylation. The record is from RefSeq and is a predicted model, not a curated record.
AAGAUGUUUGGGCAACCCUACCACUUUAAAAGAAGACCAAUUUUUUUCAAAACAAAUUUAAGUAAUUUUUAAUGAAAUUUUAGUGAGUGACAUUAGUUAUAAAUUAAUAGCCCGUUUAGUUAAGGCAAUUUAGGUGCCUCUAUUUAACGGAAACGCCUUGCUAAAGACGCGUAAAGAAACCGUGCCCUUGUCUUGAAGGCGGCAAAAAAAAGAGAAGAAAAAACGUGCGGUGCGGUGUGGUUUUCAGGCGAGGUGUAUGCAGCAGCACACACAUUGUAAUUAGGUUAAAAGGCAGGCAACAUAUAAGCAUAACACAGUUUGCAAGAGUUGGAUUAUUAAGCCAUGUCGCAUCAACAGCAGCAGCAGGGAAUGGACUCGGCCUUGUUCGAGCGCCGAUUGAGGCCGGUUUAUGACAAUUUGGAGGUGGGCAACAAUCGAAAAGCUCUACAAGAAUCGGAAAAACUGCUUAAGAAACAUCCCAAUCUAUUCUGUGCACGUGCUCUGAAAGGUCUUUCAUUGCUUCGUUUGGGCCGCUAUGAAGAAAGCCAUUCAUGUCUGCAGGCAGUGGCCGAGGAGAAGCCAACAGACGAUUCAACGCUGCAGGUUCUCUCGUUCUGCUAUAGAGAAAUGGAACAAUUGGACAAAAUUGUAGAGCUAUAUCAGCAUGCGGUCAAACAAAAUCCUGGCAAUGAAGAACUUUUGGCCCAUCUUUUCAUUUCGCAUGUCCGUGUGGAGGACUAUAAAGCCCAGCAGGCAGUCGCUUUGCAAUUAUACAAGACUCAGCCGAAGAAUGCGUAUUAUUUUUGGUCCGUAAUCAGUGUAGUAUUCCAAGGAAUACGUGGACCCGAAUCGGCAAUUCCUGAAAAGAGAAAAAUCUAUUUAGCUCUCGCCCAACGUAUGGUGGAUAAGCAUAUAAAAGAGAGCAAAAUGGAGACGGAACAAGAAGCAUUCCUCUAUUUGCAUAUACUUAAGUUGCAGAAUAAAUAUCAAGAGGCUUGGGAGUUUCUAAACGGCGAGUUAUGUGCUAAAUUAUAUCCUGGAGCACCUGUCAGCAUGAAAUUUGAGCUUCUGAAGAAACUGGGCAACUGGCAGAAGUUGAAUGAGCUGCUCCAAGAACUACUAGACGCAGACCGUGACCGCUGGGAUUACUAUAAGGAAUACAUACAAUCUAGUUUCGAGCUACUUGAAACACCAUCGGAGGAUCAAAUCAACCCAGAUAAACAAGGUUUCCUCGCAUCAUGCCAGGCAUUUCUGGAACGCAUCAUUGAAACCUCAGAACGCAAGAAGCGUGGACCCUAUCUAGCACGUUUGGAGCUGCAUCAACGCAUGCGGGCGGUGCAAAUGCCAGCCGACAAAUUAAUUGGUGACUUUGACGAACUAAUCAUUGAGUAUUUCCAAUUGUUUGGCGACAAAUCCUGUUGCACCCAUGACAUAGCACUAUUUUUGCCAUCAAUCAGCAUGAAACAACGUCAGGAUUUGGCCAGUAAGCUGUUGGCAGAGUGUGACAUCAGCUCGUCAUCGCUGCCACAGAAUAAGGAGCAUAUGCAAAAGCAUAUUUGUGCCUUACAAAUUUCCCGAAUGUGUGGCUCACACUUGGAUCUACCAGUUGAUCAUUUACUUGCCUUCUAUACGGCACUUAAACUUCAUUAUGAGCAUGGUAGAAGUACAUUUGGCAAACAAUUACUGGCCACCGAGAUGGGACCGUCGGAUCCUUAUGCCUUGCUAGCGGCAAAUGUUAUGUACGACAUUAGCCAGCGGGAAAACAAAUCUGAUCAGUUAUUCGAAGCAUUAUGCCUGUUGCAAUAUGUCUUACGAAAUAGCACUAGCAAUUUUCAUGUCAAAUUAUUGAGUCUGAAAAUCUAUCACAUGUUUGGCUGCCUUCUGGGAGCACAGGAGAUGUACGAUUACUUGGAUAUUAAGCAAAUCCAAUUGGAUUCCAUGGGCUAUGCACAUUGCCAGUUGCUGCCAUUAUCGGGCCGCUUUGCAGGAGCACGAAAUUGCUAUGAUGCCACAUUAAAGUUCUUUACCAACAGUUACAAGGAGAGAUUAGAGUAUAUUGCUCUUACGUAUAGAUUUUGUACAUUCUCGAAAAUGGAAGAGUUUUUGAACUUCAAGGAAAGGCUUACCAAUAGCCUUCAAUACGUUUCGUGUUCGGUGGAGGCACAGAUCUGUGAUUUGGUCAGUUGUUAUGGCAAUGUGCAGCAGAAUUUAUCUUCCUAUAUGGCCAUGAGUAUUGAGCCUGCCGAGGAUCGCAUUGCGUGGCAUGAAUUGAGCGAUAAUCGUGACCUGGAGGCCAUAAUACGUUGGGAUCCCUUGCACUUGGUGGACACGGAAGCGCAGCGCAAAGAAUCUUUUGAUCAGGAGGUUGAAGUAUUGCAAAUACGCUCCCUAAUGUUGCGUCUCUUUGCGGCAUUUAUUGACUUAAACCACGGCACCAAGAACAAUAGUGGAGAAGGUAGCGGGAAGGCAACGGCUACCUUAGAACUUUUACGUGAUUCGUGGACUGGUUUAUAUCAACGGUUAAGGUUAAUGAACUAUAAGCCCUUAUCGCAAACAUUUCUAGUCAAUUUAUUGCCAACUCGUUUGCAUUUGCUUUUGGAGUUACCCUACGAAAGUUUUAUGGAUGAUCUGGCUCAAUUGGUGCUAGACUUGCAUAGCGGAGCUAACCGACUAACAGAACAAUGCAAACGGAUGGGGGACAAUGUGGUGCUUGUAAUGGAAUUGUUUGUCCACACAAUUACAGAAAGCAAUGAAUGGAAUGGCAUGGAUGGACUAUGGAAACGGAGGGAGCAUCAGCAGAAGGUUGCCGCCUGCUUAGAAUUGCUUUCUCUAUAUGCUUUUCUUUUGUCAGUUCUGAAUGAGAAACUGCAGGUCAUUUCCAAGACAAAGACAAAGAAAAACAGAUCAUCGGCAGACAAUAAGAAUCAGGAUGCAACUAUAAGCGAAAAAGAACGCGGCCAAAUGGUUCAUGAGCUAAUGCGCCAAUUAAAACAUAAAUUGGAGGCUUGUGAUGCUGCCAUACGUACAUGGAAAGCUCCAGUGCUGCCCCGGGAUCUUAGCUCUUUUAUGGCUGAUAUGUCUCUGAAACCCGAAGUGGAAGCCACAUUAAUUGGAGAUGUUUCGGCAACAUUUAAGGAAUCCCAUGAACUAAUGGUUACCGAAUUGCGUAAUCUUUUAAAAGAUAAAAUUCGUAUGUCUGCCAAGUAGAUAAAGUGCGUACCACCACAACUCUAACCUUCUCCUCUAUUUAGUUUGUUAUUUAAUUGUAAACAAAAAACAAAAAAGGAAAAAAAAACAAAACGAAAUUUUCAUAAUUCACAUAAAUUUUUUGUCCCCUUAAUACAACGCUCAAUAUUGAUGUAUUUAUGUAAAAUUGCAAUAAAACCCAAACAAAUUGUAUAAGACUUAAGUAUGGCAAUACUUGAGUAAAAAGA